Mollisia scopiformis is the source of this 1173-nucleotide messenger RNA. Its product is annotated as oxidoreductase-like protein. The transcript has 4 exons. Gene Ontology annotation, molecular function: oxidoreductase activity, acting on the CH-OH group of donors, NAD or NADP as acceptor. Lineage: Eukaryota; Fungi; Ascomycota; Leotiomycetes; Helotiales; Mollisiaceae. The record is from RefSeq and is a predicted model, not a curated record. Bases 301 to 1104 code for a protein of 267 amino acids.
GAUUAUUCCAACCGAAAGAACAAACCUCGAACUGGACAAUUCAGAUCGUUUUCCCCUUCUUUAAUACUUUUUCCUCCAAAUUUAGUUACAGUGGGGUCCCCAAAAACAGACUCAAAACACCUCUCACGUCACGCCAUCCCAACCCUGAAACUCGAGCUCCAUUCAACCCCACCAAAUGCCGCCUUAUCGUUAUCGCGCCCCUCCAACACGAAACGUCAUCCACCUCUUCCUUCAACAAAACCACCAUUCUCCCUCCCUUUCCCUCUCCUUUCCUCCUUCCAUCUGUCCAUUUCUCUCAAAAUGCCCAACAUCCUAAUCAUAGGCGCAACCCGCGGCCUCGGCCGCUCGCUCGCCAACUUGUACGCCGCCAAAGCGGACACAACGGUCUUCGGCACGCAUCGGUCUGCGACUCCUCCGGCGGGCUUACACGAGAGUAUUGUUUGGGUGCCGAGUAUUGACCUGUCUGAGGAGGGGGUGGGUAGGAAGUUGGUGAAUCAGUUGGGGAUGCUUGGUGGCGGUGGGGGCAUGGUGGAGGGUGGGAAGAGGGUUUUUGAUGUUGUGAUCAUCACUGCGGGCUAUUUUGCGACGGAGGAUUGGACCAAUGGACCGAAGUGGGAGGAGGAGGUUAGGAUGUAUACAACAUCCUCCAUCGCUCCACCCUUCAUAGUGCACUCCCUCUUCCGCUCCAAACACAUCACGCGGGGCUCGAAAAUCAUCCUGGUAUCCUCGGAAUCUGGAUCCAUUACCCUGCGCCACGCGAAAGAGGGAGGAGGCAAUUACGCGCACCACGCGUCGAAAUCGGCGUUGAACAUGGUGGGCAAAUUGCUGAGUUUGGAUUUGAAGGAUGAGGGCGUGAUUGUGAGUAUUGUGCAUCCGGGGUUCAUGAGGACGGAGAUGACGAAGGGGGUCGGGUUUGAUAAGUAUUGGGAUGAUGGCGGAGCUGUUACGCCGGAUGUUGCGGCGGAGAGUUUGAUAGGGUGGACGGAGGCGUUGGGGAUCGAGAAGACGGGGCAGUAUUGGGCGCCGAGGGGACCGAGGGAUAUUGGGACCGCGGAUGUGACGAUGGGGGAUAAUCUUCCUACGCCGUUGCAGUUACCUUGGUGAGAAGCUCAGAGGAGUAUAGAGAAACGAAUAACGAGCAUAAAAAGCCAUAUCAUGCUUCAAUUAGAAAGG